AUAGAGCUCUUCAGUCACAUAAAAUCGCAGGUUGUGCCCUUAUGAACAGUUCCUCGAACUGCGCGAGGUGAAUUCAUCACUGGGAGUUUUAACUCGGAGAGGUAGAAUUUCUCACAGAUAAAUCAUGUGUUGUCCGAAACGUUUCAUAGUGGUGGGCCUAGGUUUUCUUGGUCUGCUCGUUUCUAUUGGAUACAGAGCUGUUUUUGCCUUGGUGAUGGUGGAUGUAAUCAAAAAUCAGUCUGUCGGUGGAAAGUGUACAGUGAAUGCAAGCGACCCUACAAGAUACCUUUCCUUGGCCGGGAGGGUAACCGUUCAGUUCUCACAGAAUAUUAACACAGCCUACUUCAUAGGUUCACUGAUUACUCAGGCUCCAGGCGGUUACCUAGCAUUAAGAUUUUCUCCCUCCAGAAUCUGCGGGAUUUCUAUCCUUUUGUCCUCGAUUCUGAUGUUAAUCCUGCCAUUGGCCAUACCUUUCAACAAAUGGCUGACUAUGGCUAUACGAUUUAUGCAAGGAUUUGUGGAGGGCGCAUCAGUACCUGCCCUCAGUGGUGUCAUAGCGGCGUGGGCACCGAGGACCGAGAAGACCAGGAUGAUCACCAUCUCGUACUCCGGAGCGUACCUCAGUCCGACACUGGCUUUCUUGGUAACUGGCUAUGCAUCGUGCUACGUCAGCUGGCACGCGAGUCUCUUCAUAUAUGGCGGAUGUGGGGUGCUGUGGUCUUUAGCGUGGUUCUUUUGCAUAUAUGACUCUCCUGCUGACCACCCUGGAGUCGGAGACCGAGAGAAGUUGCUGUUUAUAGAAGAGGGUCCAGGACACAGAGGAGGCAACAGAUUAAUUGCUUCUGGUAUACCCUGGCAGAGCAUAUUUACAAGUUUGCCAAUGUACGCCAUCAUUGUUGGUAGUUUUUGCCGUAACUGGAUCUUCUCGCUGAUUCUAACAGAACUUCCACAAUAUUUCCAUGAUGUGUUCAACGCAAGCAUAGAUGAUAUUGGGUGGAUGACGGGUGUACCAGAAGUAUUUAUGACGCUUGUUACUGUGACCGGGGGUGUACUUGUGGACAAGACGAUAAAGUCCAGAAAGUGUGGUAUUACUACGACUGUCGGCAGGAAAAUGGCACAGUGUAUUGGGUUUGGAACAGAAGCGAUUUGUUUCUUUGUGUUGGCUACUCUUGGUAAUACGCCAGAAAAUCGGACUACAGCUUUCAUCUUACUUUGUAUUGGAGUGGGCUUCAGUGGGUUUGCUAUAUCAGGUUACCAAGUGAACCCCCUAGAUCUCGCUCCUCAGUACGCCAGUAUCCUGACAGGGCUAUCAAGGUGUGGUGCCUUGGGAGCGAUCCUGAGUACUGCUGUGGCCGCGGUAAUAAGAGGGAAAACAGGGAGCGUGAACAAUUGGCAAACAAUAUUUUGGAUAGCUGGUGGUGUACAUAUGGCUGGAGUUAUAUUUUAUGGAAUAUUUGCACGAGGAACGAGACAAGAUUGGGCUAAAGUGAAAGAGGGUGAGGGGUUAAUCAACCCUGUGGGAAGCGAAAGUGACAUGCAUACCGAAAGUCGUGAACAUAUAUACAGUAAAUCUGCCGAUUAUGGAUCAACGCGCAGGGAAGAGGAGGACUACAGUGAUAACGAUAAAAUAUUUUCACAAUCCGUAGAUAACGGGGCGCUAAGAAGGUCUGAUUAUGAUGAAGGAGAUAAUUGGUUUCUUCUGACUAUUUGAUGUGGUACAUGGAUCAGCAGCGGGUAUUUCUAAAAUUAAAAACGGAAUAGAAACGAAAGUGAGUUUGUUAAUUUCGUUUCUUUUCAAUUUCGUUACUACUUUUUGAAAUAUCCGACUAUUCGUUGUCAAAUCGUAAAGAUAUUUAUUUCGCUUAAUGUCACUGAGACACUGAUUUGAAGAUUCAACAGUCUCACAUAAGCCAAACAUUGUAAAAAAAAAAAGAGCAUAAUACAAACUUUCAAAUUAGCGAUACUGGGCGCCUCUAGGUAUGUUUUGUAUAUGAUUUUUUCCCCUUAGGUGGCCUUCGGAAAUUCGUAUAAACAUCGUCUUCUUUGUUAAGUGAGAUCCACUCUGAUUUUUGUUUACGUUCCGAAAAAGUGUUUGUGAAUAGAUGCCACUCAGCUUAAAUAUAGAUUUUUUCUCUGAAACUUUUUGAAUCACGAAAUUAACAUAGUGGCAUUUAAGUUAAAUACAUGGAUCUCAGGAACUUGAAAUGGUCGUUUGAUACCGGAUGCUAUUGCCGUUCUUACUCUGUAGGAGGCAUCUACGAGCUAUUUCUCCAUAAAUCCUACGGAAAAAGUCUCGUUUGCAGUUGAGAGUGAAGAUAAUGUUCCUGGGGAGGUACGUACACUACCACUUAAGGAGGACAUACAAUGCCGGAUACGUCUUGUCGUAAGUGCAGAUACUUUUUAACAAUGUGAUAUGGCUCUAUUUAGGCGAACACUAGAAAGGAGGAUGAAUACUCUAAGGUUCUUAUGGUGAACCACUGUUCAAAUCUUUAUACUGAAAAAAACCCAUUUAACGAAGAUCUGAAACCUAAGUUAAAAGAGCACUCAGUUAAUAUUCAGGGGAAAAUGGUUUCUAUGAGUGCGAUCAAUCAACAACAAGAAAGUCUCAAUACAAAAAGAUGCAUCCCAAGAAUACUGUACUGAAGGUUCUCUCGGUAUGUUGACAGGAGGACUGGAAGGGGAAUUGACUCUUUAUGGUCCACAAGGAUACUUUAAAUACGGCUGUUUAUCGUGCAGUCCAACUGACACCGAAUGGUUUGACAAGUGGUAAUUUUUGGUCGGAAUAACCCCUGGACAUACAUACGUUUUUUUAUUUGGAGGAUACAUAUAUGCCACGGUGAGGAUUCUAGGAAGUUGCAGGCUUGUUCCAAGUAAAAUAACAAAGGCCCCACCUACCAGAGGAUGCUGCAUGCAGAUGACCCUAUGCAAAUGACCCUAGGCAUCUCAAUUGUGUUUGUCGUGCUGAAUCUUUAAAUGUACUAUCAACAAAAGCAUUCAAGCGAGAUCUACCACUGAACAAAAAGGCUGAUGACUCUGCUAGGUUGAAGGAUCGGGACAUAUGCAUCAAUAUAUCAUUAAGUUCCAUUAAGAGGAACUAGAUGUAGUCUACUCACACUGUCUGUUUAAAGCACCAGUACACAAUAAGGACAACAUUGACAGCGACGAAAAAAACCCAUACCUGUUACCAGAUUCGAGCUCCGGGGUAAAAUUGUCACUUAUUUCAAAAGGAUGAGACUAUCACAUGAUAUGUUGUGAGAAAGAUAUCUUUGAGAUUGGAGAAAUAAUGGGAGGAGAUUUAAAGGAAUUGCUACAAAAGAGGUAUUCGCUGAGUAUAAAGCAUGCAACAGGAACAUUUUCAAAAACGUACGACAAAAACGUGCCACUGGAUGAAUCAUUUUAACCUGUUAUAUUUGACCUUUUUCGCUUAUGAAGCAUUGGUACUAAUAUGAACUUGGUAAUAAAACCAUUGCUUCAAUGUUAUUUUUGGGGGAACAGUCAAAAUUGUUUUCCCGAACCACUAGCGAAACGUAUCAAACAAAAUGCGAUGUGAAAAUAUUCGUUAAUUCAUUAAACGCUUUCUUUGUAGAUUGGAUGGGAAACUUUAACUCCAACUGUAGCGAUGCUUUCAUUUACACCUAAUUGGAAAAUGAAUUAUCAAAACAUUAAAAAAAGAUCAUCGCUGUGUCGUAAUUAAAUGAAUUUGGCUGAAACUUCCAGAAUGUGAGUUACAUCAUACGUAAAAAAAUUAUAUAAUGGACGAGUAGGAAAAUUCAUUAUGAUUAGCAUUGCCUUGUAGUAUCGUUGCAGUAGACAUUACCUUCUUCAGGUUGAACAGACUGGGUAGGAAUAGUCAUGAUAGCCGACAUAGCCUUGUAGUAUCGUAACACUACACAUGUGCAAAUAAUAACUUUCAUUCUGGGCUCCAGGUUAGCCAAUGGGAUGGGGAGGUUGGCCUGAAGAGCGGUGCCAAAAAGUUGUCAUUUACUUAAAUUUCAACAAUAUUCUUAUACGGACCAAAGUAACUUUUAUUACUAGUCAUAUUUACAAUGUUGUUGAUUUUUCGUACACCAUCCUACUGUAGGAAUGUACGAGUGUAUCAUGCAUCUUCUAACAGCAUUAAUAUCCGUCGUUUAAUGUAAUAAACAACCACAUCCAAUUAAGAUUAGGUGUGAGUUUUUUUUUUUUUUUUUUUUUUGUUUUGUUUUUUAAAACCGUGCUAUGGUGGUUGUUCUGUAUAGUACAAUGCUUAUUUUCCCAGUGUAUUGUCUAGUUAACACUUUCAUUUCCCUUUGCAAUAGGUUACCUAUCUAUUUACAUGAUGUGGUUCACUGGAACAUAAUGGCUGUCUAAUCUCUGUUCUUUAAUUGCAAUAUUAUAUCACAGACAUUUGGAAGAAGGACUUUAUAUUUCAAUGUUGUCAGUUCCGCAUAUACUCAUGACAAGUCUGAGAUUAUUCUGGAUGUCAAUCAAAAUAAGUUUCAUAUGUUUUGAGGACAAUUCAGAUAUAAGUUAGGGUAUUUUGAAACUUUAAUAAUCUUAUUGGAAAGUCCAUGUUUCUUUUUACAAUGCUGUGGCUAUUUUCUGUUCAUACAGUAAUUAGUCGAUAUAUAUACACUAUUCAAACCGAGAUAUUCAAAUAAGGUAUUGAUAAUGCAUUUUAAGAUGCUGAUUCUUAUAUUGAUGUUAAUUGUUUGUGGUAUUACACAGCUGUGAUUUUUAUUUCAUAUAAUAAUUUAUGUAAUUAUGUCAUUCAUAACGAAUUGCCUUCCUUUAAUAUAGGAUAUGAAUAUUCAUGUAUCUUGACUUUGUGUACUGUAUAUGUGCAUUCAUUUUGAUGCAAUAAUUGUUAAACCUAGAAUGCCGUUUUCGAUAACUAGAUUCUCUUGAUAUAUCACGUUUGUCCAUUAAUAGCAGACAGAUCGAGAGUAAAGUUUUAUAAUAAUUUAUAUAUCAUUGUUUUAUGGUCAUCAAAUGGAAAAAUAAAAAACGGCUGUUUCAGUCGAGUAAACAAGACUGUU
Molecule: messenger RNA, 5018 nt
Organism: Pecten maximus
Lineage: Eukaryota; Metazoa; Mollusca; Bivalvia; Pectinida; Pectinidae
Product: vesicular glutamate transporter 2-like
Exons: 12
Coding region: 125-1711 (528 amino acids)
Biological process (GO): synaptic transmission, glutamatergic; monoatomic anion transport; neurotransmitter loading into synaptic vesicle
Cellular component (GO): excitatory synapse; synaptic vesicle membrane
Molecular function (GO): L-glutamate transmembrane transporter activity; neurotransmitter transmembrane transporter activity
Source: RefSeq, a predicted model, not a curated record